Molecule: messenger RNA, 240 nt
Organism: Paramecium octaurelia
Lineage: Eukaryota; Ciliophora; Oligohymenophorea; Peniculida; Parameciidae
Source: the annotation of a GenBank genome assembly
AUGAAUAAUAUUAUAGAAAACUCACUUAACUUUUGGCAAUAAAGACUCAACAAUUCAUCACAAGCAUAAGCAAAUAUCCUUUUAAAAAAAAAAUAAAGAACAAUAGUAGACAGAGUAGUGAUAAGAUCAACUAAAUAUUGGAAACAAAUUGCAGAUGAAUUUUCGGCUCAAAGUUCUACAAAUAAAUCUGUUUAAAAUUUGUCAUCAUAAUCUCAUAAUUAAUAGAUUUCUGAUUGCUGA